Agelaius phoeniceus (red-winged blackbird) is the source of this 2801-nucleotide messenger RNA. RefSeq names its product DEAD-box helicase 49 (gene DDX49). Gene Ontology annotation, molecular function: RNA helicase activity; ATP binding; nucleic acid binding. Gene Ontology annotation, cellular component: cytosol. The record is from RefSeq and is a predicted model, not a curated record. NCBI's taxonomy places the organism in Eukaryota, Metazoa, Chordata, Aves, Passeriformes, Icteridae.
AUGGCGGAGUUCCGUGCGCUCGGGCUGGCGCCGUGGCUGGUGGAGCAGGCCCGGCAGGUGGGGCUGCUCCGGCCCACGCCCGUGCAGGCCGCCUGCAUCCCGCCCGUGCUGCAGGGCCGGGACUGCCUGGGCUGUGCCCAGACGGGCAGCGGGAAGACGGCGGCGUUCGUGCUGCCGGUGCUGCACGUGCUGGCCCAGGACCCCUACGGCAUCUUCUGCCUCGUGCUCACCCCCACCCGGGAGCUGGCGUACCAGAUCGCAGAGCAGUUCCGGGUGCUGGGCAAACCCCUGGGCCUCAAGGACUGCGUGGUGGUGGGGGGGCUCGACAUGGUGUCGCAGGCCCUGGCCCUGUCUCGCAGGCCCCACGUGGUGGUGGCCACCCCCGGCCGUCUCGCUGAUCACCUGCGCAGCUCCAGCACCUUCAGCCUCAGCAAGGUCCAGUUCCUGGUUCUGGACGAGGCUGACCGCCUGCUGGAGCAGGGCAGCGCCGAUUUCAGCGCGGACCUGGAGCUGAUCCUGGGGGCUGUGCCCGCCCGCCGGCAGACGCUGCUGUUCAGUGCCACCCUGACCAGCACCCUGUGCCAGCUGCGGGCCCUGGCUGCCAACAGCCCCUUCUGCUGGGAGGCCACGGCCCCGGUGAGGACGGUGGAGGGGCUGGAGCAGAGGUACCUGCUGGUGCCUGAGGCCCUCAAGGACGCCUACCUGGUGCACCUGGUGCAGAGCUUCCAGGACCAGCACGAGGACUGGGCCAUCAUCAUCUUCACCAAGACCUGCAAGGACUGCCAGGUGCUGAACAUGAUGCUGAGGAAGUUCAGCUUCCCCUCUGUGGCUCUGCACUCCAUGAUGAAGCAGAAACAGAGAUUUGCAGCUCUGGCCAAGUUCAAGUCCAGCAUCUUCAAGAUCCUCAUUGCCACAGAUGUGGCUGCCAGAGGCUUGGACAUCCCAGCAGUGCAGGUGGUGAUCAACCACAACACCCCAGGGCUGCCCAAGAUCUACAUCCACCGCGUGGGACGGACGGCACGGGCAGGGAGGAAGGGCAUGGCCAUCACCCUGGUGACACAGUAUGACAUCCACCUGGUGCACGCCAUCGAGGAGGAGAUCAAGCUGCAGCUGCCGGAGUUCUCAGUGCAGGAGCAGCUGGUGCUGGACAUCCUGACCCAAGUGAACGUCACCAGGCGGGAGUGUGAGAUCGAGCUGGAGGGGAUGGACUUUGAUGAGAAGAAGGAAAUCAAUAAAAGGAAACAGAUGAUCCUGGAGGGGAAGGACCCCGAGCAGGAGGCGCGCAGGAGGGCGGAGCUGUCGCGGAUCAGGAGCAGGAACAGGGAGUGCCGGGAGCAGCUGCAGCAGAGGCUGCACAGGAGGCGGCAGCUGCAGCUCCGCAGGAAACUGCACAGGAGGAUGGAGAGGAGGAGGAGGAAGAUGGACAAGGACAAGGACGAGGACGAGGACAAGGAGAAGGAGGAGCAGUGACAUGGCUGGGCCUGGCCUGGAGUGCCCUGGAAUUGCUGCUGCUUUGGGAAAAUUGGGAUUGAACUCUUGAAUGUGGGGAAAAAAAUCAGUGCUGGGGAGGAGGGAAGAACCCCAGAACCCUUGGGAUUGGGGUUGGGAUUGGGAUUGGGAGGAGCUCAGGGCUCAUCCGCUCCCAGCCUUGGACAUUCCAGAGAUCCAGGGGCAGCCUCAGCUCCUCUGGGAAUUCCAGCCCAUCCCAGCCAGGAAUUCCUGCCCAAAUCCCAUCCAGAUUCCCCUUUCCAGCUUAAAUCCAUUCCCUGUGCCCUGGAAUUCCCAGAUCCCAGAUCCGUUCCCUGUGCCCUGGAAUUCCCAAAUCCCAGAUCCAUUCCCUGGCUCCUGUCCCUCCGUCCCUCAUCCCAAAUCCUCUCCAGCUCCUUUGGAGCCCCUUGCACCUCUGGAAGCAGCUCCAGGUUUCCCUUGGAUCCCUUUUGUGUUCAGCUUUGCCUUCUGUGCUCAGGGGGAAUCUCCAAGAGCUUUUCCUUGCUCAUCCCACCCUCCUCUGUGAUGAAUUUCUCCCAUUAUUAACGCUCUGGCUGCCUUGUGAAUAAUUGAAAUCCUCAUUUGUGAGGCCUCAGCCAGGAGGAUGCUGGGAUGGAGCUGCUGCCAGACACAAAAAUAAUGCACAGAAAUGCACCAAAUGCUGCUGCCAGGCACACAAAUGCAGCUUUGUCACCUUUGCAGCACAAGGUUUUCCCCUUUGGAAGCACAAAAAUAAGGAAUUAAUCAGGGCUGCAGAGGGCCCAGAGGAGAGGUGUUGGUGCCCCUGCUCUGAAACAACCAGAAAUUAAAUAAAAUCCUCUGGAAAUGGCUGGGAUUGGAAGCAAAAUGCUCUGGAGCAGCCCAGGGCAGUGAGGGAAGGGCUGGGGAUGAAUGGGAGGAGGGAGGGAAGCACCUCCCUGCCCCAUCCAUCACAGCCUGGACAAAGCUUUUGUCAUUCCCAGUGCUGAGCACGGCCCUGGGCUGCUCCAAAAGGAUUUCCAGAAGGUUCUGGCAAGGAUGAGAGGGGACACUGGGCAUGGCCUGGGGGAGCACAGGGCUGGCACUGCCCAGGGACGGCCCCAAAGCUGCUGAGGAAAAUGUUCUUGGGAUUUUGGGUCAGUUUUGUGGGAUUUUGUGCCAAUUUUGUGUCAAUUUUGUGCACUUUUGUGUCAAUUUUGUGUGGUUUUCCUGUCAGUUUGCAACGGAAUCAGCAAAUGCUGGUUGGAUCUGCUGUGUCCAAAACAGACACAAGGAAAGGUUUUGAAACUUUCUGACCAAAAAGCCAAAUAAAGCAUUGAAAUAAAAGAAAUAAA